CUUCGGAACGCUCGCGACGUUGUCAUGGAGAACAAGGACGGGCGUCGCGUUCCGUCGUAAACAUGGGAUAUAGACAACAACCGUGCGAUUUGCUCGGUUUCAAUCGAGACGAGGCUUUUUGGUGACAUGUUGUGUUUAUGUUAUGCAUGUGAAAAAGCAAACUGUGUCUAGUUUAACAAAUUGGCGAUGUUUACUAACUAGUCAAGAUGUGGAGUCAUGGAGGAGGGAGUUCAGCUCUGGACCGGGCGAAGGCUCAGCUCUCUGGACAGAGAAUCUCAAACAAUGGGAUUUCAAAGGACAAAAGAGAUGUGGAAAACUCUGGAAAAUUCGUGUCACUAUCCAGGCAGAUGCAAUUCCAGGAUUUGAGUGAAGUCUUUUCGGCAUCAGAGAGUGAAAACCAGGACCCUGCGAAGACUACGACAUUGGAGAGUUUCAGCUUGGGUGGUGGGAGCCGAUUUCUGAAGAAGACCUCCAAAGAUGCCACUGGAGACAGAGUGUCAUCUGCUCCUAGAAGAACUCCUGCAGGAACGUUCAUACCUCAAAGCAGUUCACAAAGCACAGCUUUGAGUAGGCUAGCGCUCAUCGAGAACCGUAUCAGAAACCAGAAAACCAAAAGCGACGGCCCUAGUAUCGAUACAAACCUCUCAGAACCACAAGAGACACGUAUAUCUUUACAGUCCAGCAGUGAUCUGAGCAUGACAGGGAAUCGCUUUCUAAAGAAGAGGACUGUGUCCACACCUCGAGAGCAAAAGGUUCCUGAGAGAACAUCUGGUCUGAAUGAACGUAAAGAAAGGAGAGUCAGUUUAGACAGCGACGAACAGGACAUGCGAACACUUCUAGGAGAUUCUUUUAGCUUAUCAGAAGGUUCCUUGCAAAAUGCAGUGAGGCAAAAGAGUCCUCAACCAGUUAAAAAGUUAUACAAGAAGAGCAGUGAAAAGUCCACCGUACCUUCGCCAACUACUGAAAGACAUAAAGUUCUCACCCAUCAAAGUCUUUCUCCUCCCCCCAGCAGGCCUGAGUCACGCAUGGUCCAGUUUACUGAACAUUCAGUGUCCUCUGAAACGGAUCACAGUGAGAUCCGGUCUUUGGACGAUCUUUUUCCUGUUGCUGCGGCACCUGAUUCUGAUGAUACUCUGAGCGAGAGGAGUGCAGUAUUGGAUGAUUUUAAACUGAACGUAAUGACACUGGAUGAUCUUGCCCCUAUACCAUUUGAAGCAGCUGAAAUCUCACAAGAAAAGAAAGAAACACAAGCCAGACAGGAAGACAGAAACAAGAAGUCAUACAACAUUUCAAAUGUUGCUUCACCACCCACACCAGAAGGGGCCUCGGCUGCCUACGAGAGUGAUUUUGAGAGCGAGCUCCCAUCUGAGACGCUAGAGAGCGCCAGUGAGAUCUCCGAGCGUCUCACAGAUAAAGACAAAGAUGCCUCACUGAUCAGCGAGGCCCAGUACAGCUCAUACAAAUCCCAGGAUGGCGAUGACGAUGACCAUAAUUUAUCACAGUCGUCGUCAUCCAGUCGCCACUCAGACUCUUCCUCGAGGUCUACCUUAUCCAAUGCGACAGUCACACACGGCCCCAGUCCUAAUGGUCACGUGAAGGAGGUUGCAGUACAGACUCCGAUGGAUGGACUAAAUUACACAUGGUCUUCUGGCAUAGCUGCUGUUGGUCCGUCACUGGGCAUGACGUACGUGGACCCUACUCCAAUAGCCAGUCACACAGUCAGCGCUGAAGCCAUCGAGAGUUUGACGGCAUACAGUCCUGCUGUUUUUGCACUCAACGACAUGUUGCGGCAGCAGUUGGCCCUUACUAGAGGAUUCAUCGACUCCACCAGACGUCACUACACGUCAAUGAUCGAGUCACUGGGACCUGCCGACUACAAAUACACCACACUAGAGGAUACUAAAGAGUUUAUUCGUGCUCACAGGCCACCCAAACUGAGUAUUGAAGACGCUUUAGAUGAAGUUCUACAGGAAAUGAGAGACUAUUACAGUUGAAUAAACAGAUGAUCAACGUUUUGGAUGCAUCAUCCAUAGAUUAAUAACAGCCAAAACUUUUCAAUCAUUGUUCAUGCAAUAACGUGACUAAAAUAAACCAGCAUUUUUCAGUAUCUGUUCAU
Sinocyclocheilus rhinocerous is the source of this 2116-nucleotide messenger RNA. RefSeq lists its product as uncharacterized. NCBI's taxonomy places the organism in Eukaryota, Metazoa, Chordata, Actinopteri, Cypriniformes, Cyprinidae. The transcript is spliced from 8 exons. The coding region runs from base 207 to 1994 and encodes 595 amino acids. The record is from RefSeq and is a predicted model, not a curated record.